CUCCUGGCCUCAGCCGGAGAGAAUAUUUUCUGACCUGAAUGAACAAUACAACAAACUACAUAGAGAAAUGAAGCGGUAGAGAGAUGGAUAGCUACCGUUAUAGUGAACAACAUUUUACAUUUCCGGCCUGACUUUAAAAUAAUCGUGUCAUGAAUAUUGUAGUCAUCUUUUUGGCGAUCUCCUUACCAAGUGUAGUUAUCGGGAAUAAAGGUAAGACACAUAACAUAAUUUUAGUAACCAAACUCUAAAAACGUGCUCCUGACCAACAAUUAAGAAUUCGAACUAAACAUUAAUGGUAAUUCCAAAUAAUUCAGUUAUCACUAAAUUUAUUUAACGCACAAUGGAAGUCUUUCAGAAAACUGUUUACCCGCCCAUGAGUCACCAAACCAUGGAUUGACAUAGAAUCGAUAACUCUGAUGAAUCGCACCCUUUCUAAAACAGACCAAGCGCUCAUCUCGACCAAAAUCGAUCUUCACUGGAUAUCAGUCAAAUAAUUUCUGUAACUAUACCCUAGACAUAGUACAAAGCCUUGUUCUUAACGCGUACAAAUUCAAAUUUCCCUUGAAGCCUUUUAAGGUUUCACUCUUAUCUUAUUCGUAUCGAUAAGCGGCCUUAAUAAGGCUAAGCAUUUUUUCGUCCUUUCUUACUUGCAGAGCAUGUAUCCUUGAUUUUCGUGGGAGAUAUUUAUUUCGCUGGCCCGGUUAAAUAUUACGUGGAGCGUAAGCAUUACACAUACAAUGACUCUUUCAAUGAAGUGGCUCCAUAUAUCAGAGAUGCUGAUAUAUCUGUGUGUAAUUUGGAAUCUCCAUUCGUCAACGGAGAUGUUUAUACCCACAUGUUCAAAGGUGAAAAGACAGUUCUACUCAGUGCUAACAAGGAUGCUGCAUCAUCGCUGAGGUAUACAAGAUGAAUUUAUCAUAAAUCCCUCGCCGGGCGACGCUUAUAGAAAAAUUGUUAAGUAAGAGACCAGUAUUUACAUUAAGAGAGGAUCCAAUUACUCUCUCUUGUCAUUGUUUUCAGGGGAAACGGGGAACAAAUCAGACGACGCCAACAAAGCAUAAGGAAAGGGGGCUACUAUAUGGAGAAUUGACGGAGGGGGGGGGGGGAGAAACAUAAGAAUAUUAUAGAACCUCAUGGUGGAUCAGAUAAAUUUUAUCGUGACACAAGCUAAUUAGAAGUGUUGAAAGUAAUCUGAUAUUGAAUUAGCUUCAUUCAUUUUGUUGUAUUAAUUGUUGGUGUGGGAAACCUUCUCUUCCUUGCUCUAUCAGCCUUUGUAAUGACCGACAGUUGUGGUUAUUAUAGCUUUAUUACGAUAUCGCUGGCAGUGCCCAAGAGAAAUAUGAAGGAAAUCCUGCGUUCUAAUUGGCUAUCUGAGCGGGAAAGAUUUGCCCAUCGUUCUUUUGUUGUGUUUUAUAGACCUCGACUUCCUCUCGGUUCAUAAUAACGCAAAAAAAUAACUCAGUCAAUUUCCAGCCAUCUUGACCUCACACAUAUAUCGACACGUAAUGGAGGGUCUCAAUGGGGUGAUAGCAUCUACGGCUAACAGUAAAAAGUUUGGCUAAUUUACGGUUACGGUUAACCCAAAAUGACACAAAAUUACUCACUGGAAAAAUGAAACAUUUUUGUGGUUAUUUUCUUUUUACCAGCUAUUUGGGAAGUUAUAAAAGACUCGAUAGUAACGUCGUCCGUGUCGUAUAACUCCACCAGUAUUCUGCUAUAAUCGGUUCAGAGGGACGAAUUUCACGACUGUGACAGCUUGUUUAUUUUUCUAAAUUUUGCUCAAUAACACCAACCCCUAAUAAAAGUUCUCACAUUAAAAAAAAAAUCAUACCGUUUUGGCUAAAGUUGUAGUUAAGUCAGUUUACAACUGUUCUUAAGUGCACGUAGUCUUGACAGUUUGUUCGUCCUGUAGUUUUGCAGGAUUUAAUGCUGUAACACUCGCCAAUAAUCAUUUAAACGAUUUUGGAGCCGAAGGAGCCAAUUUUACUGCGGAAGUACUUAAAGAGACAGGAAUACCAUACUUUGGGAUAAGUUUUGGCGACUAUCUUUCCUCUCAGGUACAUAGAAAAUAACUGGCUUUAAAUUUCUGUAUGUUACACCAUAUUGUUCUUGUCAGUCUGAAAACUCAAAUCAUACAGUUUAAGAUUAUCCUAUCCACUAUCUACCCCUAGAAACUCGUAUUGGCAACUUUUCACGUAACUUUUUGAUUGGUUUCAAUUUUCCAUUUCUUUAGGAACCACUCAUUAUGAAAAGGAAAGGAAUCACUUUUGGAUUUCUCGGUUACUGCGACAUGCCAUCGCCUUUUAAGAAUUGCUCUCAAAUGAGAAUGUUGUUUACUUCUGGUCCUGCCAUUUAUCGAGAUGACGUUGCCACAAGGGACGUUAACAAGUUAAAGGUUUCAACCGCAGUGCUAAAGAUAAACUUAACAUAAAUAAUUCCAGCUUUUAAGACGUUCUCACCAGUCCAAUUUUUGGUUAUCUAGAACUUAGAACUCUACCAUAAAUGGUGAUUUAUUAAUCGACGAAGUCAAAAUGAUUUGAUUUCCAUUUUUUCCAUAAUGACUCAAGUAAGUUUGUGUGCGCGUUAAUUUUGGCGGUGCAUUAGCCUCGAAAAAUACAUCUCAAGUAGCUAUUCGCGAGGACCUUUCUGGUAAGCGGGAGGCUAAAAUUAUAUAAACAAUAGCUUCCUUUUAGCUCGAAAAUGCACUCGGGUAUUUGUCCGCGCCUGCUAUCUAUUCCGAGUAAGUCUCGAUGAACAGAGAAUGUCCAAAGAAAAAUUUUUAAGAACACUUUUUCGCUUCAAAUAUAAGCUAUUCUGUUUAUUAUGCUUCAAAUGUUUUUGCAACGUGUGGGAACUUUUCAGUGUAGUACAGUACGAUUUUUCCAACAUUCAAAUAUGUCGCUUUUCUGGGAAAAGAGUUAAACGCUCAUUCAUUUUGAUUUAAAUUUGAAACGAAUGAUUCCAUCAUAGUAGACGUAAGGUUUCAGAAUUGGGGAAUGUUACUUAGGGUAUAUCCUCAGAUAUUUCCCAGUUUUAUCCGGGGUAUAUUCGAUCAUGUGAUGCGUUUAGAUCAGUCACGUGCGAGAAAAACUAUUUGAUGGAUUAUAAAAACGUACAAUUUCAACAUCGCUACUCUAUUUUUUUCAAAGGCUAAAGUUGACAUCAUAGUUGUAUUCAUGCAUUAUGGAAUAGAAACGAGCUUAAGACCACUCCCCUACCAGAUUGAUAUCAACAAACACUUGUUGUCUCUCGGCGUGGAUAUAAUCAUUGGAGCCCAUCCGCACGUGGUACAGGGACAUUGUGUCAAGCAUAACAAGCUUAUUGAGGACAGCUUGGGGAAUUUCCUAUUUCAUCCGUGUCCUUAUAGACGGGGAAGCAAUCCAGUUACGUAUUUAUCCGUUCAACCUGUUUACUAAUUCUUUUCCUCCCUUUUUCUUUUUUCUUCUUGUGUUUUAAUUCAUGUAUAUUUUUAUUAUUCUAUUCCCACCUAUAGCCAUCCUGCAUCUUAUUUCAUAAAUUAUUUGUGGACCAGCUACUAUUUAUCGCCUAAGGGGGAGGUUUAGGAUCACAUGGAUUUUAGAGGGGAAGGGAGAAGCUAUCAGCCGUCGCUAACAGAGUACAAAAGGGCAUACCAUAAGGAUAUUACAGAACCUCAGAGGACUCUGGUAAAUUUUAUUGUGAUAGGGUGACACGACAAAAUCCUCCGACCCUCCCCCCCUGGGGAGGGUCGGAAGGUCGGAGGGUCGGAGGGUCGGAUCCCUGAUUUCUAAUUGGUUUGUUCAUAACUUUCUUAGCAAGCAAAACAUUUUUCCCCUCCUGCCCGUCAAUUGAUGCAUUGCUCUCUUUUUUUCUCGAAGAUUGUGUAUGGAGGUUUUGGCAAAAAGCCGUGUGAAGUUGAAAUUGAGUCCUACGAGCAUUACGCCUUUGGAAAUAGCAACGACUUAAGAAUUUCCCGGAUGCUCAAAGUCAACGUUUCAAGGUACAAGUCACAGCUAUUUAUUAUUCUUCAUUUAAUUAAUUGUUUUCAAACAAUGAAAGAAUUGUUUUCCUUAGAAAUAGACUUCAUGCUGGAAAAUGUGGCUCAAUUCAUUUUUUUUUCACUAAUCUUAAAAUAAUGUUCUUUAUUUUCAUUUCGUAGGAAAGGUGUGGUUAAUGCAAAGUAUUUGCCUCUUAGAAUCAAAUUUAAUCACAAAACCAAAAGACUUCACCCUAAGCCUGAAAAGAAUGCUCAAUGGAUUGAAGUCUGUGGAGCUGAGGACGAUAAAUGCCAAUGUCGCAACGAGAUCAUUGCGACCAGAAAAGUAGCUAGCAAGCGCCUUAUAUAUAAUUAG
Pocillopora meandrina is the source of this 4331-nucleotide messenger RNA. Lineage: Eukaryota; Metazoa; Cnidaria; Anthozoa; Scleractinia; Pocilloporidae. The record is from the annotation of a GenBank genome assembly.